AUGGAGCCCCUCUGUCCACUCCUGCUUGUGGGGUUUAGUUGGCCACUUGCGGGCGCUCUGGAGGACAACCAGACCACCAUACCAGAAGGUAACGGGACCACCACCCCAGGCCCUCCCGACCCCGGAGGCGCCCAGCCCCUGCUGGCCUGGCUGCUGCUGCCAUUGCUGCUCUGCCUGGGACUCCUCCUCCUGGCCGCCUACUUCUUCAGGUUCCGGAAGCAGCGGAAGGCCGUGGUCAGCGCCAACGACAAGAAGAUGCCCAACGGGAUCCUGGAGGAGCAAGAGCAGCAGAGGGUGAUGCUUCUCAGCAGGUCCCCCUCAGGACCCAAGAAGUACUUCCCCAUCCCGGUGGGCUUCUUGGAGGAAGAGGUCCGUCUGCGCUCGGCUGAUGACUGCAAACGCUUCCGAGAGGAGUUCAAUUCUCUGCCGUCUGGACACAUCCCAGGAACAUUUGAACUGGCAAAUAAAGAAGAAAACAGAGAGAAAAACAGAUACCCCAACAUCCUUCCUAAUGAUCAUUCCAGAGUGAUUCUGAGCCAAGUGGACGGGACGCCCUGUUCAGACUAUAUCAACGCUUCAUACAUCGACGGUUACAAAGAAAAGAAUAAAUUCAUCGCAGCCCAAGGCCCUAAACAGGAAACAGUGAAUGACUUUUGGCGAAUGAUCUGGGAGCAGAAGUCUGCGACCAUCGUCAUGUUGACAAACCUGAAAGAGAGGAAAGAGGAGAAGUGUCACCAGUACUGGCCCGACCAGGGCUGCUGGACAUACGGGAACAUCCGAGUGUGUGUGGAGGACUGCGUGGUCCUGGUGGACUACACCAUCAGGAAGUUCUGCAUCCAGGUUCCCUAACCCUUGCUCGUGUCCCCACAGCUUCCUGACAGCAAAGCCCCACGGCUUAUCUCCCAGCUGCACUUCACCAGCUGGCCCGACUUUGGGGUGCCCUUCACGCCCAUCGGGAUGCUGAAAUUCCUGAAGAAAGUGAAGACCAUCAACCCCACACAUGCUGGGCCCAUCGUGGUCCACUGCAGCGCGGGCGUGGGCCGCACUGGCACCUUCAUCGUCAUCGAUGCCAUGAUCGACAUGAUGUUCGCUGAACAGAAGGUGGACGUCUUCGAGUUUGUCUCCAGAAUCCGCAACCAGCGUCCCCAAAUGGUUCAGACCGACAUGCAGUACACAUUCAUCUACCAAGCAUUACUGGAGUACUACCUCUACGGGGACACGGAACUCGACGUGUCCUCCCUGGAAAAGCACCUGCAGGCGCUUCACAGCUCCGCCAGCCACUUCGACAAGGUGGGGCUGGAGGAGGAGUUCCGGAAGCUGACCAAUGUCCGGAUCAUGAAGGAGAACAUGCGGACGGGCAACCUGCCGGCCAAUAUGAAGAAGGCCAGGGUCAUCCAGAUCAUCCCCUAUGACUUCAAUCGUGUGAUCCUUUCCAUGAAACGGGGUCAGGAGUACACGGACUACAUCAACGCCUCCUUCAUAGAUGGCUACCGGCAGAAGGACUAUUUCAUCGCCACGCAGGGGCCGCUGCCACACACGGUUGAGGACUUCUGGAGGAUGGUCUGGGAGUGGAAGUGCCACACCAUCGUCAUGCUGACCGAGGUCCAGGAGCGAGAACAGGAUAAAUGCUUCCAGUACUGGCCAGCAGAGGGCUCUGUUAUUCACGGAGACGUCACCAUUGAGCUCAAGAGCGACACCCUGUCCGAGGCCAUCAGUGUCCGAGACUUCCUGGUCACCUUCAAGCAGCCGCUGGCCCGGCAGGAGGAGCAGAGUCGCCUGGUGCGUCAGUUCCACUUCCACGGCUGGCCUGAGGUGGGCAUCCCCGCGGAGGGCAAGGGCAUGAUCGACCUCAUCACUGCUGUGCAGAAGCAGCAGCAGCAGACAGGCAACCACCCCAUCACCGUGCACUGCAGCGCUGGAGCUGGACGAACUGGUACCUUCAUUGCACUAAGCAAUAUCCUGGAGCGUGUGAAGGCUGAGGGGCUUCUUGAUGUAUUCCAGGCAGUGAAGAGCUUACGGCUUCAGAGGCCACACAUGGUGCAAACCCUGGAACAGUAUGAAUUCUGCUACAAAGUGGUACAAGAUUUUAUUGAUAUAUUUUCUGAUUAUGCUAAUUUCAAAUGA
Messenger RNA from Elephantulus edwardii (Cape elephant shrew), 2124 nucleotides. It is a transcript of the gene PTPRE, whose product is annotated as protein tyrosine phosphatase, receptor type, E. The record is from RefSeq and is a predicted model, not a curated record. NCBI's taxonomy places the organism in Eukaryota, Metazoa, Chordata, Mammalia, Macroscelidea, Macroscelididae. Gene Ontology annotation, molecular function: protein tyrosine phosphatase activity. Gene Ontology annotation, biological process: protein dephosphorylation. The transcript has 19 exons.